This is a messenger RNA of Stylonychia lemnae, 2301 nucleotides long. The record is from the annotation of a GenBank genome assembly. NCBI's taxonomy places the organism in Eukaryota, Ciliophora, Spirotrichea, Sporadotrichida, Oxytrichidae.
AUGAGUCCACCUGAUAUUCAGAAUCAGAAAUAAUUGAAAACUUCAGGCACUGCUCCAAAUCUUCAUACAAAUCCCUCAGUUACAAAUAUUGGAAGAAGCAAGCCCACAAUAUCAAAUCAAGUGACUGGAGCAUUUAAAGACAAGCCACCAAUUUCGUAAUCAAUGACUAAAGCUCAAAUUCCAUUGAAUAACCCCCAUUCUUAGAAAAAUAAACUCUAGAUAAUGUCAGCGAUGACAUCGAGAGUAUUACAGAAAGAAAAGUAGAUGUCUUCCACUUCUAACCUUCAUUCUUUUGCUAAUCCAUCUUCUAAUUUGAAUUAGCAAAAUAGAACAAAUUUUAAAAGAACUUAAGAAAUUAAAACUAAUGAUUACCUUAUGAAUACCACGAGUAUGAUCAAUAAGCUUGAUACUUCAGACAACAAAUCUUUUGUCAAUAACAGUGAAUAAGUAAGGAAAAGUUCACCUCACACAAACUUUGAUACAGAUAAUAUUGCCUCAAUUUAGAUAGAACCAUUUCAAAACAUCUCUAAUAGAAUCUAUUAACAGUAAUAUAACUAGUUCAACAGCGGUGGUAAUACUUUGAGCAAUAAUUAGAAACUAGAUCACUCUGCAAACGAAGGAUAUUCUUCAACUCUUACUCCCUUCAAAGGAAGUGCUUAAGAAAACUAGGGAUUUAAUAGCGGAAUGAUUCCAAUCAUAAACUAGACCAAAUUUUAUAAUCAUCCUCCUCAAUACAAUUCACAUUAGGUUUAACCAGGCUAAUAUGGAAGACUACAUAGUAAGAGUGCUCAUGUUGCAGCAGCUGAAUAGGAAAGAAGUACAGAACAUCAAGAUGAAAAUAUAGAUAUGUACAAGAUGCAACAAAGACUGUUAAGAAAGCUCAAAAACUAAAGAAAGAAGCCAAAUUAAGGUUAAAACUAAUAACCAAAGUAAAAAAGAACAAACACUUCCUAAAUUCGUUAAAGCUAACUUAAGACUGUUUAAAAUGAGAAUGUAAAUUCGAUGCUUGUUAUGUCAGGCUAGACCACCGGACCACUAACUAUGAGAUAGCAGUAAAGUUAAAAGCAUUUAAUGGUAGAUUAAGUUUAUAAUCCCCAAAUAAGGCAGAAUUUUACUCCAAAUAACCAAGACAUGGCUCAUUCUCCACUUUAAAAAUCAUAUUUUUCUCAAUAGCAAUAGUAAAAUUUUUAACAACAAUAUCAGAAUACUUACUCUAAUCUUUAAUAAUAGAGAAAUUAGUAGUAAAAUAUGCAUGCUUUGGCAUUGUCUUAUUAAGAAUAAAAAAUAAGAACUUUAAAGUUCGGUGAAUCUGGAUAGAUAAUUCCUACUGAUAUAGUCAUAACUAUGAUUCAAUACGAUACAAUACUGUUUUAAAAGUUUAUGAUGCUUUCACCAUCAUGGCAUACUAGUGCGCUUUAGGCUAUUGAUGAGCAUUGCAAUAAGAUUGAAAAUCAAUUCGUCUAGAAUUACAUUGAUUACUUUUUCUUUAAACAGUCAUAUACUUAAACAAUGCCAAUUAAGUUCUGUGGAGAAAAAGGUUUAAGAUUAGAUAGAGUUAUUGAAUGCGAAUUACUAGCAAAUAAAGCUAUAAACUCUGGAAACAAAACAGUCAGAAUAUCUUGUUCAUACAAAGUUUUUGGAGAUAAAACUACCUAUAAAGCUGAAUACAAGUUUGAUGCUUGUAAGCAAGGAACUAAACGUCUAUUUUGGCUUCAUCAAGACACUGCAAAUAAAGAAACAUAUACUCAGCCAAUUUAAUAAGUAUGUGUUGGGGAUAGCAUUGAGUUCUCAGUUAGUUUGUUGUCACUUCAAGGCUGUGUUUCAGAGAUUAAAUGGGAAAAGCCUCUGAUUUAAGAAACUCCGAAAUAGUCAGUUCUUAACUAUGACAAAGAUUGGACAAGAAAGACAUCAUUUUUCAGGAUUGGAGAUAGCUCCAUAAAGAUAUACUGCGAUCUGAAUAGAAUUUGCGAGCUAGAAGAUGCCGUUGUUGAAUGGUAUGAAGAACCUUACUACCAGAAAAGGACUGAUUUGUUCGACCUUAGUUUUUUGAAAGAUUACUUUAAUAUCAAGAAAAUAGAAUAUGCAGGAGUGGACGGGACUAUCUGCAAGAUCAAUAUGAUUGCAUAGAAAGAAGGCUCGAUAGAUAAAUCUAAAUUGGGAUUGAAAGUUUCUAUAAAGGGUUAAAAAAGUGAACUUCUAAAUGAGAUCAAAAGACUUGGGUAUCUGAAGGACAGGGAACUUCCAGUUUAGAUUAGAGUCGGAGAUCAUGUUAUAGCAUACAUAUCGAAAUAAAUCGCUUGA